Molecule: messenger RNA, 3784 nt
Organism: Alosa alosa (allis shad)
Lineage: Eukaryota; Metazoa; Chordata; Actinopteri; Clupeiformes; Clupeidae
Gene: ajuba
Product: ajuba LIM protein
Exons: 8
Coding region: 1023-3119 (698 amino acids)
Biological process (GO): regulation of DNA-templated transcription; response to hypoxia; negative regulation of hippo signaling
Cellular component (GO): adherens junction; P-body; transcription regulator complex
Molecular function (GO): transcription corepressor activity
Source: RefSeq, a predicted model, not a curated record
UUUUUAGUAAUGUUGCCUCUUUCAAACAGGAUAGGGCCAAGUGGCAAAACAUUUGGAAAACGCUGAAGUUACGUUACUCCUUUAUGUUAUAACAUCUAUAUGGACUUGGAUUACGGCAACUACCGAAUAUCAUUCACCAAGAAGCAUUCGAAGAAGAGUUGUAUCAAAAAGGACAUUUUUCUCUUCCUCUUUUUGGACCCCGCUAGCCGUGAACAGACGGGUUGUGCUCAGGAACAGCAGAGCACAACGACAAAGAUCUCAGGGAAAAGAGAGCUGUGGGGGCACAUUUCAUUAUUUGACUGCAGAAAAGUGACUGACUAGUACCAAAGAAAAUCUGUUUUGGAACCACGAACUUUUAACGCAAACAGCAUGAAGUGGAGUGCUGCACAGAUGAAGUGGCUCUUGUAGCUUCGAAAAUACGCGUAACGUUACAACUUCACUAAUGUGACCGCUAGUUCUCAACGUGUGCAAAUGGACCGUUCUAUGCGUGAGGAACCUGUAGAAAUCGAGUGUCUAAAUACCGCAACCAGCGACUAUAAAUACUGUAACAAUACUGUGUUUGUUUUCUAACUGUCUUUAUUGUACUGCUGUUAACGCGUUACAGGUAGAUAUUCUCAUCAGGUAGGGCAUGUAGGCUGCUCUUUCUCUCUACUGCUUAAUAUGGCAAGCCUGCCCAGAACAAAAACAUCAUGAUUGUACCUUAAAAGGCGUUUUUUGCAUGGGUUAUCCGAAUUGUAAUCAUUGGUAAAAUGUCCUAGUCGUGUUAUUUAUCCAAGGUAAAUGGGACAUGUUUGUUUUUGUUUACUGUAGAGAAGUUUGUCUGUUUUCUACAUUCUAUGUUGCUGGUCCGAAGCAUUUCUUCUGCUGUAGGAAUACUUGAAUCUUUGUUGUACGCACACUGUAGGUUAAUUUAUUGCGUAGUGGCGUAAUUUUGUAUUUUAUUAACGUGCUAGUAUAGUUCCAAGACUAUACCUGUUGAUUCAUUCAGAACGUAAUAUAUAUCUAUAUAUCUAUAGUCUAUCAUGGACCGACUUGGCAGUAAACUGUUGACAAAGUUGAAACUGACAGAUUCAGGGAGUGUGAAAUUCUCCAGUUCCAAAAAGAAGAAUGAACUGGCAAACACAAAUAAUAACAGCAACCGCAGCAACACCCCUACUGGUAUAGCCACACAUGGCAGCAGCAGCACCACAAGCUCCAGUGAUGUGGCCACCCAGACCGGCGGCCUGAGUGGAGGGCCCUCUACCAGAGUCUCUCCCUCGCCCACAGCCUCCAGCGCUGCCCCUGUGGCUGUGCCCGCAGAAUGCAGCCCACUGAACGAGCUCCACCCAGUGGCUCUGGCACCGCUGCGGCGCCCGCCAUCCCAGCUCCGCGCCUCCUGCUACAUCUCGGAGGGCGUGUCGGACGUUCGGUCGGGAGGCCCCUGCGAGGGGCCCUUGCGGUGUGACGGCGAACCGCAGCAGAUGGCGUGCGGGCUGAGCCCGCGGGCCUCGCUCAAUCAGCGGCGCUACUCGCUGGAGCUGCAGCAGCUCGUGCGUCGCCAGCAGCUGCUGUCGCAGCCGCCCCCCUCCAUGCCGCCGCUGUACCCUUCCUCCUCCUCCCACCCGUCGUGCCCGCGCUCGGCCGCCGAGCCGGGCUUCAUGCCCGAGCCGGAGCGCCACAAGCGCUUCUCCCUGCAGGAGGCGCUCUUCUACAAGCGCCUGAGCUCCGGGGGAGAGCCGUGGGACUGCGUCCGGCCCGCCUCGCUCUCGCACCCGCCACAGCGGGCUCUGGACGGGGCCGGGGGAAUGGGUCUGGGCGGCGGCGGCGGUAUGGGCAUCGGCAGUGGCUACUUCCCGCCAGGAGGCACGGCGCUGAGCCCCUGCUCGUCCUUCAGCCUGCAGGCCGAGUCGCUGCUGGCCAGCCCUCGCUCCAGCUUCGCCAGCAGCACGGCGAGCGGCGGAGGAGGGGUCAGCCCCAUGGGCAGCCGCUGCAGCAGCAACCGCACCAGCGGCAUCAGCCUGGGCUACGACUCGCGGCACAUGCCCUCCGGCGGACCGCUGCCGCCGCUGUUCUCCACCGCCCAGCUCGCGGGGGUCGCCAGUGGGCAGUGCUACCCUCACCACGUAGCAGGCAGGCCUUGCUCGCACGCCUCCAUGGAGGCAUGGGAUUACCUGGAGGGAGCAAUGGCUGGGGAGAACCGCCAUUCGUACCCGCCUGCCACCACCGGCAAGUCGGCGGAGGGCUGGGCCGAACACCGGGCGGGCCCGGCGGCGGUGAGCGAGGCCGAGCGGUCGUCGCGACUCUCGGACCUCCCCGGCGUACGCUACCAGCAGGAGCUGACGCGCCUCCUCCUGAGGGACGCUGCUGCCCUGGAAGGGGACGAUCUGAUGGGUGGUCUGACGCUUCAGGACCUCCACAUCACGGCACCCAAACCUUCGCUUACGCCCGCCACUGCGUCCAGUCACCAGACCACAAGUGGACCCCACAAAGCCCAGGAGGAGCCAGGAGGGGCCAGAGAGUCCGUGGAGAACCGGCAGGAGUUCUUUGGUCCCUGUGUGAAGUGUGGGAAAGGGGUGUACGGGGCAGACAACGCCUGCCAGGCCCUGGACAGUCUGUACCACACACGCUGCUUCACCUGCGUCUCGUGUGGUCGCACCCUACGGAACAAGGACUUCUACAAUGUCAAUGGGUCCGUGUACUGUAAAGAGGACUAUAUGUUCUCUGGCUUCCAGGCAGCCGCUGAGAAAUGCAAUGUGUGUGGCCAUCUUAUCCUAGAGCAGAUUCUGCAGGCUCUUGGGAAUUCGUACCACCCAGGCUGUUUCAGGUGCAUUGUGUGCUCUAAAGCCCUGGACGGUGUUCCGUUCACAGUAGACUACCUCAACCAUGUCUACUGUGUCGCUGACUACAACAGGACUUUCGCUCCUAAAUGUGCUGCCUGUCUACAACCCAUCUUACCUACUGAGGGCAGUGAGGAGAUUCUUAGGGUGGUGUCCAUGAACAAAGACUAUCACUUUGAGUGCUACCACUGCGAGGAAUGUAGAAAGCAGCUCUCUGAUCAGCCCGGAUCCCAGUGCUUCCCCCUGGAUGGACACCUGCUGUGUCACGCCUGCCACAUGAUAAGGAUUGCGCGCUGCACAUAACCUUCCCCCUCACAUCAACAAACAGGGAGGAACCUUUCCUGGCAAGAAACACUCAGUUUGUACAGCUUUCUAGUUCUCCAGUUGAUAGGCAGUUGCACUGUCUGUCUGUUGCUGUCUUAAGUGGAAAAGUGUUACCACAUUGACUUACUCAUAUGCUUGUGUCAGUGUCAAGGACUAGUGAUGGACCAGUCAAGAAUGAUGGUAUUCAAAAUGCCAUUGAUCAGGCAAAUUCUGUUGCGUGUUUUUUUUUUGUUUGUUUUUUUACAGUCAGAACUGUAUGAUUAUUUUUUAUGCCUGACCAAGAGAUCAUUGUCUCUGCUCAAACAAAGAGCACAAAUACACACAGAUCCUGCUGACAUUUCAAAGUCUGAGUUCUGGCUUUGAACAACACAGCUGUAUUAUUAUCGUAUGAACUAAGUACUAAAAACACACAAACUACUGCUUAUUAUUCUGUGUCUACUGUGUGCUGUAGAGAAGAACAAGGGACUAUUAUCUGUUUCUUGUGAAGUCAUAUUUAAUAUCAGUAGCAAUGGUUUUGCACUUAAAAUGUUUACCUUUUUAAAGAGAUUUAAGAACAUGUACCUUCAAAAAAAGAUGAAAAACAUUCCUGUAUCUUUUUUUUUUAAUUAAUAAAUAUUUUGUGUGGUUUCAGAGAAAAGUUGCAG